AAUUUCAUCAUAGAGGAUGGUUUGGGGUAUUUUUGAGGUCCUCUUAGUAAUUUGAGUUUUUCUCCAUGAAGAAAUGGCUUUUGGAUUGCACGGAAGGUGUUAUUCGUAAUCAGCUCGUUAAGCUGAAGCUGAAUAUGUAUAAUAAUGCCAAAAAAAAUUUCACUUGAAGUUUGCAUUACGUGCAUCUUACUAUGAGUUCAAAAAUAAUAUUGGAUUUUUCUUACUGUUUUUAGAUCAGUUUACAUGACCUACAAUUCUACAAUGAAAAAUCUUUAUAAUAUUGAAACAUAUCGGUUUACGUUACCCCGUGAUAUGUUCUACACAGAUAAUACUGGUUUUUGUGUUCCAUCCAACAGUUGUUUACCAGAUGGUUUAUUUACAAUGAGUGUUUGUGAAAAAUUACGUACUGGUCCAGUUGAAAUUGAUUUACCAGUGGUUGCAUCAAAUCCACAUUUUCUAUAUGCUGAUCAAGCGGUUCAAGCAUCUGUUAUCGGUCUACAACCAGAUGACACUUCACAUCUGAGUUAUGUUGAUAUCGAGCCAAUGACUGGACUUAUUAUGAAUGGAUCACGACGAAUUCAGUUUAAUAUGAAAGUCUUGAAUGAUUCUGCAAUUAAACCUGCAGCCCAUCUUACUGAAAUGGUUUACCCAAUGCUUUGGGUCUCAGAACACGCUGAAAUUGAUUCAACUAAUGCAAAAAUUUUUCAUAAAAAAGUUAUUGUACCUUUAAGAACGCUAACAACAGUGAAAUAUGUUCUACUGGGUAUCGGUAUUCUUAUGAUAUUUGCCAUGUUUAUCGUACUGGCAUACGAUCGAUGUCGAGUACGUUGA
This is a messenger RNA of Didymodactylos carnosus, 831 nucleotides long. The record is from the annotation of a GenBank genome assembly. Lineage: Eukaryota; Metazoa; Rotifera; Eurotatoria; Philodinida; Philodinidae.